CUCAUAACUUCUUUGCUCCCAUUGGGAUAGCAUCUUACUAAAUAUUUGAAUUUGAUACAAGAGUCAAAUUUCAUUUAGUCUUCAAUAAUAUACUUAAAUAUCCACAUUGAUCAUUCGUUUUAUAGGAAGUUCAAUAAAUGACAGAUGAUGAGGGAAGAAGACGACUAAUGGAUGCUGGAAACUCGAUAAUAAGAAGAAGUUUUCAUAAUAAAGUAAGAGAUAACUGGAGAGAAGAGAAUAAGCAAGGAGAAAAUAUUCUUCCAAAAGAUUAUAACUCAAAAUAACAUGCCACUCGAAAGAGGAAAAAUGAGUAAAACAAUGCCGAGGUCGGCUAGCUUACAGAAUAUAGCCCAACCAGGAUUGGUUAAUUAUUCACCUAUAUCUUACCGAGCAAAGAAUAUAAAUGCUCCAGAAGGUCCACUAGUUAAUCCUUCUGAUCCUGUAAACCACCUAUACAUGUAUUGGGAGAAUAUGAGGAUGCAGUCUAUGAUUUAUCAAAAAGAGAUGAGCAUUGCUCUUGCCCAGAAAGAGUUAAAAAGAAAAAUGAAACAAGAAAAACGAUUACAAGAAAUAAUGCAGCUAUGUGACCUCAAAGAAGACAAGGUUUAUGAUAGAGCCCAAAAAACAGCUGCCCUAGUUGGAGAUGAGCCGAAAGGAGAAAAGAAAGUUUAUAAGAAUGAUAACCCUGAAGCUGAUGGGGUUCUACUCGAUCUCCACAAUCAAGAAUAUAAGAUGGCCAAAAUCCUAUCAACUUUAGAUGAGAACUCUAAUAGCUAUAGAACAAAGCUACAAAAGUUAAGAGAUAUGGUCAAAGUGAGGAAGGAAUUGGAAAGAAUGCUUCACUUCAAAGUAGACCAAAAUCAUUAUAACUACGAAAAGGUAAAGCAGGAGAGGAAGCAAAAAGAUUAUUAUGCAGAGCGAUUACGUAAAAGAAUUCAUAUGGAAGGAGCACCAGUAAAAUCGAUCCGUGAUUAUUCCAAACAAGAAAUGGACCCUUAUAGAGAUGGUUUCUUUAUUCAGUUUGAUUAUAUACUUGAUAUUGUUAAAGAAUUUCCUCAAGUUCAACUAGUAUACGGAAUUUAUAGAAGAAGCGUUCAGAUUAAUGAGCCUAAACAAGUUGACCUAGUUUUCACUGAAGACUCUCAUGAUCCAACUUUCUCAAUGGCUCUUUUUGACCAAAGACAUACACUAAGAAAACUUAAAGCUCAUUCUGAUACAAUGAUAAUUAUUGAAUUACAAGUUCCAGAAAGAGAUAAUGUCUAUGCUGAAAAUAAAAUGAAUACUGCAAACAAAAAUUUUGGAGAGAUCAACAAUAUGAAGACUUAUGCUUGGACAUGAAUUGAUCUUUUUACCUCAAAGAGGGGACUAAAAGAAGGAGCGUUUAAAAUUCCUUUCUACAGGCCUCCAACCUCAUUAAAUGUAAGCAAGGAAAGUAUUGGUAAAUAUAUCAGAAUUACUCCAACUCUACUUUAUAUGAGAAUAAUGAGACUCGAACCAACACAUAUUUCUGAAAUAUUUUGAAACCCUGCUUAUAAGAAGAAAUAUGUUAUUCAUGAUUUCCAUGAUUUUGUUAAAAGAGGCUUGGCUCCAGCUAAAGAUCAAGAGAACGCAGGAAUAAAUGUAACUAUUCACUAUGUUAAAGGAGUAAUUCCUGAAACACAUGUUCGAGUCGCAUGAUGUCUUCAGGUUGGUGAAGAUAUACUAAGAGCACAGAAUCAAAAUCUUUGCUUCUUUGCAACUAAAGGCCUGAAGGCAGGUGGCAAAACUGCCCAUGAAGUAAGCAAAGCAGUUACAGUUGGGAAUAUGAAUCCUCCAAAAACUGAGAGAGGAGAUGAGCAGGAAGAGACUGGGGGAUAUGCCAAAACGGCACAAACAUCAACUGCUCUCUUAGAGUUUAAUGAAACCAAAUCUUGGAUCAGAGAUAUUGAAGCAUCAUAUAGGGACGAAUCAGGGAGAGUUGUGACUGAUUGAUAUUUGAUUAUACAACUUCUACAAAAGAACACUAAAAGCUAUCCAAGAAAGGUUACAAAUAGACAAAUGCUUGAAGAUGAUUAUGAACUUAUAGGAUAUACAGUGCUACAAAUGAAUCUUAAAGAUGGUUCUCUAGCAUAUGGUACAUAUCAUCUACAGUUCUUCGAAGGCCCAAUAUUUGUUGAAGAACUUGAUCCCAGCAAAAAGAUGAGUACAUCAGUAAAAAUAACAAUUUCCCCUAUUACUUUCAGUUUGCCAUAUGGUGAGCAGAAUCAAAGGCAUCCUUCAAAGACACUGAAGCCACAUCGGAAAGACUAUGACUCAUAUGUUGUCAAUCAUGAACCUUCAUCGACACACCUACCUCCUCAAGCAGUUAAAACUCCUGAAACAGUAAAUACUACUCAUAGAAUAAAUAACAGAGGACAGCCAUCUAACCCUGCAUUUGCUGAAUUUGCUAAAGCUCUUAGUCCAGAUGAUAAAUUCUAA
Molecule: messenger RNA, 2457 nt
Organism: Moneuplotes crassus
Lineage: Eukaryota; Ciliophora; Spirotrichea; Euplotida; Euplotidae
Source: the annotation of a GenBank genome assembly